AUGUUGAAUGGUAAUGUACCAUUCCACUUUGGAUUAUUAAUACAAAAUCAAAAUCAAACAGGUUUUUGUGAUGUAUUACCAAAAUAUCGAUCGAUUUACAUGAACUUUGCUAUUAUGAAAAUAAUUAAGGUUUAUUUAAUGCCAAUGAUAAUUAUCGGUGUUGGCAAUACGCUUAUAGUGAUACAAUUAACGCAUAAAAUACGGCUUGAACCAAAUCCUCCGAGAAAUUCCAGGUCGUCUUUGAUUGGACAGUAUGGGCGUUCAAAGUCGCUUCGAUCAAAAUCUUCGUAUCAAAAUUUGAAAGCAGGUGUGAAUGAUGACAACCACAAUAAUGAAAAUCAUAUAAUUAAAUUAAAACGUGGGUCAUUAUUGGCAUCUCAUGAAUACGAUCUGUCGAAACGAAAAAAAAGUAUUACUAAAGUAUUAUGGCCCGUCAAAAUAUCAUUAAAAGAAACAUCAAAACACUCAAUUUCAACGCGUCUUUCUUGUCAGGAGUUUUCAUUGGCCUUGAAACCUGAAUUAGGAAAUGUAUUUUCUAAGGUUUCCACAUGUAAUGUCAUUGGUCGAAAAAUUCGUUUACAAGCAUAG
Messenger RNA from Didymodactylos carnosus, 588 nucleotides. The record is from the annotation of a GenBank genome assembly. Lineage: Eukaryota; Metazoa; Rotifera; Eurotatoria; Philodinida; Philodinidae.